Messenger RNA from Brienomyrus brachyistius, 2510 nucleotides. RefSeq names its product suppressor APC domain-containing protein 1-like. The transcript is spliced from 6 exons. NCBI's taxonomy places the organism in Eukaryota, Metazoa, Chordata, Actinopteri, Osteoglossiformes, Mormyridae. The record is from RefSeq and is a predicted model, not a curated record. The coding region runs from base 999 to 1556 and encodes 185 amino acids.
ACUGCAGCAGCAGCAGAAGCUAGUGGAACCUCGGCCGGAUUGAGCUAAAACUUUGCCCCAAGUUCCGGACCAUCCAGCUUUUGGCACUUGGAUUUUCUCAUCACGCCAGAUGUGAGUGAUUUAAACAGCAAGGAUGAAGAUGAUUAUAACUGUCUCAGAGAGCGCAUGCAGCGCUCACGCAAAAGGACUGCAGGUAAACUUUAAACUGAUUUUAACUAUAAAAAACUAACUAUAAAAGGAAUAAUAAUUAAAAUUGCAAAGCUAGUUUUUUUUCUGUGACAGAGCUAAAAAUGUUUUAGUGAAACUUGAACUAGCUGCGCUGUAAUGUCCAUACAAAACUGAAUGAAAAAGCCUGAUCAUAAUCACAAUAAGCUAAGUAAUAUAUGAAUUCCAUGUGCAUAACAUGCAAUGUUGGUAUUAAUAUCGCACAUCGUCCAACACUAUAACAUACAAAAUAUCCGCCUCCCACUGUGAUGUCAUUUGGCAUCGGUACCAGUUUUUAACGCCAGUGGAAAACCAAACACCUUGAAGUACCAUAGUUUUUGGUACCUUUUUGAAGUACCAAAAGUACGGUACCUGGUGCGGUGGAAUAGCACCCAUAAGUGAGUAAGGUAAUGUGAGAUUUUUUCUGUACCUUUGGAGUCCCUCCCCAUAUUGUCACCGCUCACCCUUACCUUGGCCCCUCCUAUAUCUGUCACAGCCCCUCCAUAGCUGGGCCCCUCACCAAACCUGCCCUUCCAAUUUCUGCCAGUGCCCCUCCCUAAUCUGACAUUGUCCCUCCCCAGCACUAUCCCUCCCAUUUCUAUCAAUGCCCCCCCCAAACCUACCCCUCUCCUUUCUAAUAGCGCCCAUCCCAAGAUCUGCCCCUACCCUUUCAGUCAGCGACCCUCCCCAGCUCUGUCCCACCCCAUCUCAUCUUCGCAUCCCUGCACUCUAGUUUCUUCCUUACGCCUUUUUGUCGAUCCGGAUCUCUACAGUCUGCUCACCCUUUCCCAUUAAUGUUGGUUCCCAUGGUGACAAGGUGGCUCGGGUCCCGGGGCCUAGACGCUAGGGGUUUGUCGGACCAACCUGGCCCAGCCUGGACAACCUCUCUGGCAGCAUAUUCCACAGUCUUCAUUCCUCUGAGCAGCAGCCUGUACAGCGACAAGGCGCUGAAGUUUUUCCUGUGGCUGAAACAAAUGAAGGAACUAGAGCUAGAGAAAGACUCUUUAUUGGCUGGCCUGGAUAUGCUGGAACAGGCCAAGAACUGGUACCAGGACCAAAUCUGCAACAUUAUUGGGAGGCAGAGGCAGAUGGGCAAGAGUUCCCAGUACAGGGAUACUUUCUUGAAGCCCAGUCAGAGUCAACUGAAUGUCCUGUUACCCAAAAUGCAAGAGGUCAACAGCCGCCUCAGUGACCUCAUGUCUUGUUACAGAAUGGCUUCUGUUCCACAUCCCACUUUCCAUCAUGAACCAACCUGCCAAUCAGAAGCACCUCCCCAUGUAGCCAACGUGUUCCGAAGGUCACCAGUGAAACCAGUAAGACAGAGGAUGACAGCCCUGGAGCGGGAGGUGUGAGCUCCUGUCCUUCAGCAGCACUCUGGACUCGUUUUUGGCUUGAGCCCUGUGGGCGACACCCCUGUGCCCACUCUCCAGGGCUCCUGGCCAGUUCUCCAAGGGCCACCCCAGACUCCAGUGCUAUGCUCCUCAACAGAGGAGACACUGACACCCAGUAGAGACCUCCUAACAUGCUCUCUGCUCGCUAUAUUCCCAUGUGUAGGUCUAGUGCUGUAGUUUGGGACAGCUGCACAGAUAUGUCAAGUGAUAAAAAGCUGCACUUAUGGUACUGUGUUUGCACUAACUGGCUCCUACGGUGACAGAUCCAAACCAGCUGCUUUGUAACACUGGAAAAACUGGGAGAGAGAAAUUGCUGGAAUGCAGUGAGAUGAGUCAUUACAGAAUCAUGUCCCUCUCCAGUAUCAGUGGGUGUUGAGAAUCUGCUUCACGUAUCUGUGGGCUUAUCAGAAGAGUGAGUCCAAAGGUCAGUAAAGCUUUGGAUUAAACCGAGAUGCAACCUUGUAUUUAUCAACAGAUCACCAAGGCUAUUGCUGUCAUCUGUGACUCGCGCCGCAGCAAAUGAAGCACAUGUAGGAAGGUGCCGUGGAAAUACUGUGUGACAGACCCGUGAGCAGACUCCAAAGCUCAUAAAUAAUCUCCCACAGCCUUCCCUGCCUUACAUUUAUGGGGGUUGCAUUUUCGAACAUUCAUCUGGCAGAAGGAGAGUCUUUCCACACAGCCCUGAAAGCCGCUUUUCAAUUUCUGCUCAAUUAUGUCCACUUUUCGUCAAUGCUCUUGUUCAGUGGAGUUUAACAAUCUCCUGGUUUUGCCAUGUUAUUUGGAGGUUUGAUUUAAAUCUUGAUUUUUUUUUGGUUUACAAAAAUCAAUAGAUUGUUAUUAUACAAACUAGGUGCAAAAAGAAGAAUCUAGUUGACAGGAAAGCAAAGGCAGAAAAAUACCUCAUACAACUAAUGU